AGUCUAAUGUCGACCAAUCAGUUGUCUCUUUGCCAAAACAUGUUUUUCGUGGCCUGACUUUUGUGUAGCGCAGUUGUGGCGUAGUGAAAAAAUAUUUCCGCCUCAGAGCUUGGAAGAAGCGAGGGUGUAACUAGUGUUAGCCGUGAAAAUGCGUCCUCUAGCCACUGAAAGCGUAAGUAAUCUUUGCAUGCUGGCGUACUGUAAUGGUGGAUUUUUACUGUCGCGUAAUUUUAAGUUAAAAGUACUGCCGUAAAAAAUUUUAGGCGCGUACUUUUAGGAAACAGGGACCGACCUAUGAAAGACAGCGCGAAACAAGGGACAACUUCAACAUAUCCUUGCUACAUUUGAUAUUAUGGUCGCCGCUCUUCAAUUUAAACAUUCGGCGAUAGGGGAAUCUUUCGGAUUUAAAGACUGUAUCGGAGUGGUUAGACGAUUUGUACUCGUGUUAACUUUUUAGCCCACGUACAUAGUGUACAUGAGAGUUUCGCUGAGUGCAGUAUGAAGAAUUUCGUUUUCAUUCUACUGUCAGCAGGUGAUUUCAUAAAUUCAAUCAAAUUGCAUGAGUCUGAAAAUUUUUUAGGAUAGAUUAGAUAUACUGUAUUUCACGUGACUUGCUAGCCGGGAUACGGUGAAAGCUUUGUGGGUGGGUUGGGGGAGUGUCACAGAUAGGCCAAUCAGCAUGUAAACAGAGGCAAGCUUUUAAAAUAAUAACAAUGCACAGUUGUCAUUUCCAAACAUCUUGCAUCAUUAAUUGAGUUCUUUGCCUGGAAGCAAGAAUUCAGAUUAUGGAAUAUUUGCUUUUUCAGCUAAAAUAUUGUGAGAAGUAAAGGCUGGGGCUAGAGAUGCAAUGGACGGAUCAAAACAACCUUUCCUUUCUCUCACACCUUACAAUUUUUUUUAUUUGUGGUCACCCCAGGGAAAACUCACAAAAAAUUGCAAAUUUCAUGUGGUAACACUCUGGUGAGAAAUAAAAUAUAUGACUUUUUCUUUGCAAAAGUGAUAUCAAAGUUUUAAAAAGCCGAAACCGAAUAUAUAUAAGAACACAAAUAAUUAUUGUUAUUGUGCAUAUUUUCUUUCCAUAUUAUUCAUGUCACAACAGAACAUAUGGUGUUUCUUAAAUGAACAUUUCAUUAAGUUUGAGCAACAUUUAUUUUUUAAAAAAAGCAAUGUACAGCAUUUAUUGAAAUCAAGCUAGUCUCUUUCCUCUUAUUAUUUAAAACAUAUGUCCUGUGUAUUGUAUUCUUAUUAUUUGCUUUUUCUUCUCCACUUCAGGUUGUUAUUUUAGAUCCAUCACAGAUACACAGGCCUGAAGAGAAUUACAAGGAAUAUAAUGACUUCAUUGUAUCCAGAACAGAUAAAUCUGACAAUGAUUUUAGGAAUUUCAAUGUUAAUCUUCAGACUGAUGUAGUUUACAAUACUUAUGCUCUAAUGCAUAAGAAUCAGACUCUGGACUUCGUCAAGAGGAAGGUUUGUUUUGAAAUAACAAGGAUAUACUUAUUUAGUCACUCUGCAUACAUGUGUUAACAGAAUCCUUACUGACUGAGAUUUGCAUGGUGUAAUUGCACGGUCUUUGUUAUUGCCUCAACAUUGCUGGUGCAUCUUUAACCUGUGAGAUUUCCCCCCCAAUAUCUGUCAUGUAUCACCACCAUUUGUCCAUUCUUUCUUUUUACGAUCUUGUGUAUUAACCUUAAAAGGUAUUUAUUGUAAAUUUUUUUCUUAAGAUUUCACUUUUGAUUUUUCAUGUCCUGCAAUCUGUUUUUGGUGCACACGAAAUCCCCCGAAUUGAAAUAUGUCACUAGCAAAAGCAAAUUUUUCUGUUAGUCAAAUAUCUCCUAAUAUUUGUAAGUGGAAAUUGGUGGGACAUCUUGAUUGUUUUGGAGGCAAUAGAAGAACAAAAGAUACCAGAAAGAUGAAGUUAUGCAGUGUUAAACCUUUAAGUCCCAAUGGUGACCAACAUCAAUUUUUUCCUAACAAUAUCCAUACAUUGUCAAGAGAUGUAGUUGUGAGAAUUAAUGAAAUGAUCACCAAAGAGAAAAUGCCUUGAUCAUUUAUCAAAUUCUCUCAACUUAUUCUGAAAGGAAAUGUAUGGAGAUCAGUUUGGAGAAUUUGUAUGUGGAUAUUUGGGCUUAAAGGGUUAAAACGUAUUGUGUGACUUUAUUCAGUUACAGCAUUUCUCAUAACUUUCCUGCAUUAAUACAUUGUAAUGUGAGGUCUGAAGCAAAGCUUAAAAAAUCUUCAAUUGAUAGUCAAAUUAAACAGGGUGCCCAAAAAGGCAAGCAUCUAAGAAAUCAAAGGUGCAAUUUUUGUCCCCACCGAAAUCCACCGAAUAAAGGGUAAUUUGCGUAUAAGUGUAAGUGAAGCAAAAUAGAUACGUAUCGCCGCGGUUUUAAACACACUAUUUCCUCGAAGUUUUCUUCUCUUUGAAAGUGUAAAUUCAUGUGAAAGAAUUCAGCGUUCACAAAAUUAACUUAAGAUGAAACAAAGCAAAUCGAAAAGUCAUAAGAAAGCCAGGAUAGUACAGUUUGAUGGAAAGUAACAGGGAUUUAUAUUGGGAAGGCCAAAUAGACAAAUGUGCCAAUGGCUCCUGACUUUGAAAAGUUACGGGCCAUUUCGUCUCAGUAUGGGCCAUUGAAGUCGUGGAGUGGGCCGGAUAAAAAGGAAUACGGAAAUGAUAAGUGCAAUUCGUUUUAGUGUUUACUGUAUUUUGUGUAUUUUCAAUGUGCUUUAAGUACAGAGUAUUUUUGCAGUUUUUAAUACUUAUGAUAUUUUGCAACUGAGGGUUAUGGUUUUUUUGGCCAUGUUUGAGGUGAAUCUUAAGAAACAUGGCGUCUGUUUCAAACACUAGUCACAGCCACAAGGUUAGCCACUUUGACUAGAAUUUCCUGUGUCUUCGUUACAAGCAUGCCUGGAGAGUGUGGAGGGUGCAUAUUUGUUUUGCCAGAUGGACCUUCAAAUUCGUCAGUUGCAUCAUUGUUGUUGUUGUUGCUGUUGGCUGACUUAGCGUUCAAAUUCAUGCUAAAUGAAAACUUGAAAGUUUUCUUUGGCCUUAAAAAUCUAAUUUAGGAACUAUUUCUUCGGAGGCAUUACCUCACUAAUUCAAAUGCAAAUGAACUCAUUUCGGUCAGAAAGACGAAAACGAUGAAGAGAGAAGUUUGACGGAACCUUGUUUGCGAGCUAAGUGCGAGUAGAGGUCUGGGGGCGAAAAGAAACGAUCCUGAAAGAUCAUCUGUCAGAGUAGCCUGUGUAGCAAGCAUUACAAUCGAGUUAUUGGGCGAAAUUUAUAAAGAACUCUUGUGGAAAAACUUGCUACGCAGGCUACUAUCGAAGAAGCAAAGGGCACACAGGUUGAUUUUUCAGUUUUUUAUUUUGGUAACACAAAUUUAAUAGACAGAUUGAAGUGCUUAUCACCUUAUUAUGUGACCAGGGUGCAUACUGGACUUGGUUAACAGUUUUAUAAUGCGAGUCACAUUUCUAAAUUUAUGUGCCAUAUGUACAUGGCACACGGCCUUCUCAAUUCCUGAAACUGUUUGACUUCCAGUCUGUUUUUCUGGCAUUCUAAACAUUCUACUUAAUUAAAUUGUUAAAAUAUUUUACGAAGUUAAAAUAAUUUACAAGUUGAGCGAUUGCAUUUCCUAAUAUGAUAUAGAGUAGCACGAAAGCUUCGAAUUAUUGAUUUGCUUAAGUUCACCCAUUUGCCCCUGAACCGCCCGUAACCGCCCGUGCGGAUCCACGUCCUUUCUACCCUUUGUGACGUCAUCAGUUUUAACAUUCAAGGACAACUUUCUUCGGUAACUUGUGUAGAGUGAAGAGAUCUUUCAAACCAUACCAGAAUGACAUGACAUUGACCCGAAAAUCUCCAUGGAAAUCUUGUUCCAUUGCUCACCUACCUUUGCUUUCACCUAAUCCUAAGAUCCUAAAAGCUUUCCUAAAAACUCUUCCCACCAAAAUGAAGCCUACUAAAUGCCCAGCAAGAGAAAAAAAAAAUGAGGCAAGAAAAGCGAAAAAAGAAGGGAGGAGAGAAAGCGAAAAGUAAAAGUCAAGACUUGAAUCGAAAUUUUGCUUUCUGCGCAUUCCCGAACUUCGCAAGCUGAUAUUUUGCAUCUGGAUCAGAAGGCCGCGAAGUGUAUGACCUGUAAACCGGUUUGUGGUAAGUUUUAGCUCUUUAUAGCACGACAGUGACCAGAAAACCACUCGACUAGCUUCAAAACGCGUUUUUCGGCAAAAUCUCCAGGAGCGAAUGGGUUAAAUUACCCUUGUAUUUUGGAAACAAUAUGCUAACACUUCAGUUUAGAGUCAAAGGACGCGACAUGCAUCGGCAUCCUUUGUGAGCGUGCAAAUAGUCAUGGGACCUGCAAUUUUAUGGGGGGGCAAAUAUAUAGGUGGAAUUGUGUAAUGUCAAAAUUCAAAAUUAAGAGGAUGGAUCAACACUAGCUGUUUGUUUUAGAUAAUAACUCUGAUAUAAUAUUAUUUUGUUGAUUAAAGGAAAUAAAGGGAGAUGUGUGUGACUGCGAGAUGCGGUUCGCAAGUCCAACCCACAAAAAUGGCCCUUGCUCGCCAACGAGUCCUCAGUAGCUCAGAGGUCAGAGCAUCUAGAACACGGAGGGUCGUGGGUUCGAAUCCCAUCUGGGGCUCAGAUUUUUUCUGUGUCCUCUGAUGGUUGAUUCUUUACAUCUCCCUUUAUUUCCUUUAUAAUAUUAAUAUCAGUGGCAUAGGUUGAUUUUGUUGAUUACAUUGUUAAAGGCAGAAAAAUGGUGCCGGCUAAACAAGCAUAAAAUGACAAUUCUGGAAGCUGUCCAUCUGUUGGAUGCAUUGAUUGAUGAGAGUGACCCAGACACUGACUUGCCAAACUCAGUUCAUGCCUUCCAAACAGCUGAACGUAUUCGUGCUGACCAUCCAGAUGAGGAUUGGUUUCACUUAACAGGCCUCAUUCAUGACUUGGGUAAAGUCAUGGCAUUAUGGGGAGAGCCACAGUAUUGUGUUGUUGGAGAUACGUUCCCUGUUGGCUGCAGAUUUUCUCAAGAGAUAGUCUUUCCAGAGACCUUCAAAGCCAAUCCAGAUACCCAGGUGCCAGAGUAUAGGUAUGUAUGUGAUACACGAGAGAUCAAUACUUUUUAUACUCUUGUUAUAUUAAUGGUAAGUAAUAAUAAUAAUAGUAAUAAUAGUAAUAAUAGUGAUAAUAAUGAUAAUAAUGAUAAUAAUGAUAGCCUUCAAAAAAGAGCUGUAAUCAGUUCUUUGCUCCUGGUGGCCAGGAACAUUUUGUCAGGAGGGAUGUCUGCACCUCAUGCGCAUCAACAACAACAGCAAUUUCAAACUACUGAUGUAAAUCAAUGUUUACAUAAUAAAUCCAGUAGUCAUGGGGUUCCAAAUGUAAAUUUGUUCGAUUUUAUAUUUCUCCUGGUUGAUUACGGUAAAGUUUUGUGUUCUCUGGCGAACAAUCUCCAGCAAAACUAAAAUGCUCCUGCUAAGAAAGAAUACAGUCCUCAAAAAUCAUUGGACUGUUUUGCAGUAGAUUUAUCACAUUUACAUUUGAUCUAUGUGACCAGUUUUCUUUUGUCUGUGAUUUGUAAACAAAUGCUAAAACAAUCUAACUACUCUGUCAACCAAACAGAGCUCCUGACAAGAUUCUGAUGAUUUACAUUUACAUCAUUUCUGUUGCUGUGGCGCAGAUGUCGCUCCUGGUGAAAGUCCCUAGUGGGGAGGAGCAAGGAGAGACAUCUGUUUUUUCAGGCUAUGAUGAUAAUAAUAAUAAUAAUAAUAAUAACAAUAAUAUCGUUAUAAUAAUGGUAAAAUAUAUCAGUAAUAAUUCACCUAAAUAGAGAAGUAUCAAUAAACUGCCAUAUAUGGGCUAAACAGGUAUGCGUCCCUGUGAUGGGUAUGAUUUUCACGCAGUUUAGUCUGGGAUUGGAUGUAGUAAUCAUAGAGUGUUAUUCUAGAAUAGGAGUUUCCAGGAAAUUUAAGUUUAAUCGCAAUUUUAGUCUACACUGUAGCUUAGGGUAGAAAAGUUCAGCUGACCUAGGAUGGACUAAUGAUUCCUGGGUCCUAGUAGCAGAUCUUCUCCCACCCUGUGCCGAUCGAUGGCCACGAUCUUCAUUCAAAUAGAUAAGGAAGAAGAAAGCUUAGGAAGUUAGUAAAUAAGUCAAGUGUCAAACAAAUCUGACGGUUUUUAAAGCUUGCCCCUCUUACAUUUUUCAUAAAUAGAUGUAAGCUCUCUUUUCUCGUUUAAACUCCAAGCAGCCCAUAUUUAAAGACAGCUUUUUUUGUCACGAGUGAUUUUUCUACACUAGCUGUGAGAAAAUAAAAAACCAAGAAAAUGGUGAUUCAGUUACAGCAGAUUUUCUAAGUUAUGUUUCUGCUCUUAUGAGGUAGUAGAAUGUAGUUGAAAUGCAGCUAAACCAGAGGCAUUGCUGGCCAUCUUGUCUUUCAUCUAAAAUUAAUGGGGUCACUCAAAUGGCUUUGCAGAUUUGCAGCUCUUCUCUGUUGAGGUUGACAGGGCACACUUUAUGUUGCUUGUGCUCGUGAAGUGUUCUACCCCUACCCCGCUCACCUGCCCGUCCUCCCUUAGUAAGUAUAUGGUAAGUAUACUUAGGUUCCAAUCCGCUGGUUAGCAGUUUGUAAGGUUGAGGGUGGAUGUCACUUACAGGGCUGUCAUGGUUAUGUACUGCACUUGGCUACAGUUAUUUUUUCUGUCAGGCUCUUAAGCACCCACCCCCACCCUCCCCCACCAUCUUUGCUGGUCAGUUUAGUGGCUUUUAUAAAGCUGGAGACACUCUUGCUCAUCAUUGAAGAAAAAUGACUAUAGAAUAAGUUAAUGGAACAAGUGAUGAGACAUAUCUGUGACAACCCUGCCUUUGCCUUUAAUUUUAAAACGUGAUUGCUGAAAAUAUUUCAGAAACAUAUGUAUAACUUAUCUGUUUUCAGUAUUUCUAUUUAAUUUAACAUACAACCUUCUGUUGACUAAACUUACAAAUUACAGGCUUUGAAAAAUUAUCUUUCAGCUAUCAAUGUUGUUCUUCUCUUUUUCAAAUUGUGUAUCUAAAAUAAAGCAGGUUUAUCUUUCUUUUGCAGUUCAAAAUAUGGCAUCUAUAAACCAAACUGUGGCCUUGAGAAUGUGAAAAUGUCUUGGGGACAUGAUGGUAGGUAUUUCUUAUCUGAGUACAACUUUACCUUCAUUCACUACUCAAUUUUAAUUGAGGUGAAAACAUUGGAUAUAAUUAUAGAGGAUAUUACAUGUAUAGCCACGCGGGAGAUGCAGAAUUUCUCUUCGAGUGGUGAAAAAUAUUUCACCAGUGAGCAUAGCGAAUUUAUGAGUGAUAUAUUUUUCACUCAUGUAUGUUGAAUAGAAGCAAAUUCUCCCAGGGAAACGCAAUUUUGACAGACUUGCCAAAAUGCAAAGUCACUAAUGUUGCCAGCGCAUGAAUGAAAUAUUGAAUGCUGACUGCAAAGAGAAGUUAGUAUGAGAUGAUGUCUCAAGAGGUGUUGCACCAUCAAGUCUUUUUUUCUAUAUUAAUUAAUAAGUGCAAGUUCAUUGUGAGUGUAUUUACAGAUGUACAUGCGAGUUUUAUAGCAGUAAUAUUCUAUUUUUGGAACUCAAAUGCAAACAACAACAACAACAACAAUCUUUAUUGUGCUCUUGAUACAAAAAGUGUUAAGACAUUAAAAGGAAAUAAUAAUUGUGAAAAAAAAAAGAGUACCCAGCCACUCAGCAAAAGCAAGAGCUAAUCGCGCUGAGUGGCUAGGCCAUGCGAAAAAAGUAACACAACGAAAAGAGGCAAAAAUUAAGAGAUUUCAACGCAAAAUCAAAAAUGCGUCCAUCUUGCUUGCUGACCGCUGACUGCUGACCACAAAGGCUAGGGUCACUAAUCUUAACUAACCUUAGCAUUUACGUUUGCAAUUUGUUUGAUUUUUUUAAAAAAUUGUUUUUAAUGUGUUAUGCUUACAAAAGUGUUUUUUAUUUUGCAGAAUACAUGUACCAUGUCCUUACUGGAAACAACUGUAAGCUUCCCAAAGAGGUAAAACACUAUGUUUUAACCAAAGACAGCAUUAAUUUCGAAUCCUUGAUUUUCUGAUGUUUGUCUUAAUACAUUGACACAUUCCACAUCUAAACCUUGAAGUAUGUUAGUGCCUCAUUCAUGGGUUAAUAGUUGCAAUGUGGUGCCAUUUUGCUUAUUAGAGUACUAUUUUGCUCUGUGCUGCACUGCAUUGAUUUGUAGAGCAUAGGUCCUUUGUCUUAAGUGUGUGACAUAAAAAAGAAAAAAUUAAUUAAGCUAGCAAUAAUUGCCCAGUGACACACACGGUCAUGGUUCACAUGGGCCUUGAAAAUUCCUUGAAAAAGCAUCAUGUCCUUGAAAAGUCCUUGAAAAUUGGAAAUUAUUUUGUAGGAUAUCUUUAAAAAGUCCUUGAAUUUUCCCCAGCAGUCCUUGAAUAUUUUUGAAAGCUCCUUGAAUGAAAAUAGCCUUCAUCAAAAAAAAGUAUUUUGUGCAAAGGAAAGACUUGAAAGCACAGCAAUAUGUAAAAUGUUAAUUUUCUUAGUGAUCAUGAAAUUCUGUUCACAUUUUUGUUUUGGUAUUCCCGCCAUAAUUUAUUUGUCAUUUUUUGAAAUACCCUAAUGUAGGAACCAUGCCUUCCUGGGGAAGGUAUUGCAAUCAUUGCAAUACGUGAACCUCCCUCCACCUACGCAUUCGGAAGUACGGAAAUUUCAAUAUGUUUUGAAUUGGAAUGAUGAUGGUAAUGCAUUCAAAAAGGCAGAAGGGUCAGUGUCUGUGCAUUAAGAAGCGGGAACUUACGGAGAUUGAGGAAAUGAAAAAGAAAAAGGCAAGAGUAGAUUCUGAUAUAUGAUUGAAACACCAGAUGAACUUUGCUUGAAAGCAGAAGCCACAGACAAAAUAACUUUUGUCACACUAGCCAAUUCACCUAGAAAAACUGACUGCCACUUAGAAAAUGCAAGAAUUAGCUAACUAGGAUGCAAACAUUAAUGCCAGCUUGCAAAAGUUCAAACAAUAGUCUAGUCAGAUUGUGAUUGUAUUAGACACAAUCUGAACAUUUUCCAAAGGUUUGUAAUUUUAUUUCAUGUCAUUCUAUGUUAAAUUACGGGGAAAAGAAGUCCUGAAAAAAUGAUUUUGGUCCUUGAAAAGUCCUUGAUUUUUUCCUCAAAAAUUCUGUGUGAACCAUGACAUUACAGUUAGUCUGCUUGUGUUCCAUUUUACCUGACUGCACUACUCAGUAUCAUUGGGAAGCUUUAUAAGCAACAACGAUGGUGACGGUAACGAAAACGUUACUGAAACAGUAAAUGUGUGCUGCUUCAGACUUUAUCUUGCUCAUUCCAUCUUGUUCAAUUCAUCAAAUGUUGGCUAUUUUUUCUGGAGUUUAAUUUUAAAACAUUAUAUCAAAGUUUAAUGAAAGAAAAAGAAAGGUGGUGUCUUGUGUUCAAAUCCUGGAGGCAAAAAAUGUGAACUUAGGCAUCGUCACGUCGUAGUCAUGCAAUGAUGGCCAAUCUGAUAAUGGCUUUGGAAACCUUGAGUUAUAAUGUGCUCUUCCACUAAUGAAUGCUAGAAAACGUUUGUCUCUUGUUUUCUCCUGACCCAACUGAUUUUUCCAGGGUCUUCUCUGAGGAUCGUUAUCUAUGUUUACCUUAAUUCUUAAUCCUUUUUGGUCAAAUUUGUACAUGUAUUUUUCAUAUUAAUAUUGAAAAGCAACUAACAUUCUAUUUAUUUUUAUGUACUACCUGCUGUAGGCGUUGUAUAUGAUCAGGUUUCAUUCAUUUUACCCCUGGCACUGCAGUGGAGACUAUGAUUAUCUGUGCAAUGAUGAAGAUAAAGAAAUGCUAAAAUGGGUUAAAGAAUUCAAGUACGUAUUGCCUUAAAAGUGAUAGGCCACUUGUUAAUAUAUCAUAAAUGUAUGUUAUUUUAAUAAUACUGACUGUUUCGGAUUGCUUUUUCUCUGCAUGUAUACAUGAGUCAACUUCUUAACAGCUCUUAUAGGAGUCCAGUCAUUUGUAUACAAAUACAACAGGGUAUAAGCCAAGUUUACUUACUUUGUUCUUUGUAUUCAGGAGCCUGUAUCUCAUUUUUUUGAGAAUUAAUCUUUAAGGAUCCCUAAUACCACAGAGAAUGCUAAGUUCUAGUGCAAGCUUCCUCAUACGCUCUACACUGAAUUCCAUUGUGUCUUUCUUACAAAUUAAAAAAUAAGACUUAAACAGUCAUUGUGAUGAACUACAAAUACACUGAUAGCCUGACUGUUAAAUGAUCAAUGGAAAAGACUUUAAGGCAAAACUGAUUAUUCUAUUUACAAUAAGCAUGGCUGAGGAGUUGAUUGGGCUCUGGAGGAAGGAGAAUGAGUCCAGUUACUGGUAAAUUAGGAUAUGAAUUUAGCUAGGGGGCUGUGGAUUGCAAUUCCAGCAUACUACAGUUGGGGGGAGGGGAUGGUCCUCAAAUCUGAAUUUUAAGUGAAAUGUUCUAUUCUGGGAUUUUUGAAGGUAGGAAAAUUUGUGUACAGUUGAACCUCUCUACAACAGCCACCUUGAGGACAGAAGAAAGUGGCCGUUGUAGAGAGGUUUGAAACAAGAGUCAGUGUAUGGAUUUUUUUGUCCCCCGGGACAAAAAAAGUGGCCUUUGUUUACAGGUGGCUGUUAGCAGAGGUUCGACUGUACAAUAUAUUUGAAGUGCCCACAUAUUCCAGCAUGUACACUUAAAUAACAUGCGAAUGAAGUACAACCAAACUUGUUUUGCUUUCUGGAAAGUUUUAAGGCUCGGAAAUUUGGCAUUUAAUUUAUUUAAAUUUUUUUUUGGGGGUGGGUAGGAGAGGAGAGUUAGUUAUUGGUUCAGUGUUUUUUGAUUCUCUUUGGAAGCCCUAGGCAUAUUUUUGGGUUUUGAGUUUUGUCCCCAUUCAAUCAUCACCAUCACUUGAAAUCCAGAGUGCCCCCUCCCCCAUAGCACAGCCUGGCGUACAGUGACUAUGGUGUUUGAAAUAUCUCAGCCUUGUGUUGUGGAGCUAGAUUGUUGGUAGUGUCAUAAAUCAUUGAUAAAUAACCCAUUAUUUUGUAGUAAGUAUGACCUGUAUUCCAAGUCUGAUGCAGUACCUGAUGUCAAAGCUUUGACUCCUUAUUAUGAAGAACUGAUUGCCAAGUAUUGUCCUGGAGAACUGUGCUGGUGAAAUAAAGGAUAUGAUUAGAAAUAAUUCAUUUGCCUUUUGGUGGUUUAGUCGUAGUAUUUUAAAUGAGUAAUAUAGCAUUGUAAUUUUAUGUGAGGGCUCAAUUGUUCAAAGUCCAAUAAGCCCUAACCAAGGGUAAAAUUUCAAUCUCGAUUUUUUUUCUUUAAUUGUUCACAGUACAAGCCUUUUCUCACAUAAUUUCCUCUAUUCUUUUCAAGCAUCAAUCACCAAAUUGUAGACAAAAUAAAUUAACUUGAGUUUGCGUUUUAGUUUUUUAUAUUCAAAUUCAAAUUUCACACUAACCCUGGGUCUUAACCCAGCUUUGAACAAUCUGGCCCAGGUCAUGAAGCAGAUAUUUGACAAAUUGUUAGGGUUGGAAUAAUCAUGAGAAAGUUUGAAAGUAUGCAAUUUCACUUAUUAGUGAAGUGCAAAACCUUUCUUGUGAAAAUAAGUUAUAUUUGCAUGAGUAUGAAAAAUCAUUUUCAGGUCAAAGGCUUAGCAGAUAACCUCGUUUUGAUACAGAGGCCCAAGGGAACUUGGAAAUGGCCUAUUAAGCUUAAUCUUGCUAAAUAAAUGUAUGCUGUAGAAAAGAUAGAUUAUGCUUAAAUUUCGUGAAAAUAUUCAUUGGUACUUAGAGAGCUUUAAUGUGACCAUACUGGCAAAUUUAAACUGUAUAUAUUUCUAGGCCAUUUUCAGCUGCAAAGGUCGGUAUAACUGUGCCUCGUGAAAGCAAAACUGGCCAGCCUGGGCCAGUGGCGUGCUGGUAAAAGGCUCCCCUGUAACGUUAUUUGUAGCAUGGUUUUUUGAAGAUGAUUUAAGCCUAGAGAACUGAUUGUCAUAAUGUAGAGAUUCAGUUAGGUCUAACUUUGUUUAACUUAUUCAAACUUUUAUGAUUCUGCAGAGGGAGAUGACUCUUGUAUUAUUAGGGACCUUAAGAUUUGAGGAUAGCGACGGCCGGCAAAACUUUGCUUAAAAAGUGAAUUCGCGGUUUUUCAGUGUUCAAUGUGAUUAUUGCUGCGAAGCCACCAUCUUGCUUACUUUGUUGAAUGUAUGCCAUCUCUCCUGAAUUUGACUUCCUAAGAACCUUAUUCAAGAUAAGAAGAGAAAGAAAAUUCUGUCCUUACUUGUUUAUGUCCUCUAUAAAACAUGAAAUUAGACAUUUUCACGUCAUUGUCGUGGAAAAAUGGCAAAGAAAUGUACCAAAAAGGUGUGAAGCACUUGCAAAGUUGUUGUUUUUCUUAUUAAACUUAUUGCUUUAUUUAUGUUCUCGUUCCUGUUGCUGUUGUCUGAUCUUAGGGUCCCUAUUCUUUUUUGUACUAAUAUUUGAUUAGAUCCUCCUAGCCUUACUGUACAGUUAAUUACGUCUCCUAAGAGGAGUGUAGAUAGGUAUAUACAUAAGUCUAUAUAUAU
This is a messenger RNA of Porites lobata, 12555 nucleotides long. The record is from the annotation of a GenBank genome assembly. Lineage: Eukaryota; Metazoa; Cnidaria; Anthozoa; Scleractinia; Poritidae.